CUCAGCUCAGUUCUUAUCGAGCCGUAUACUGCGUUACAUUAUUCAGUUCGGGCACGAUCCGAUUAUGUCGUAAAUACUCUCGUUCAUUUCGGUAAAUAACAAUUCGACGCGAAUGUCAUGUCAUAAAAUCUAACGCGAUUAAGUUACGAAUCGAUAAAGUAAAAAUGGCACAGAUUUCGCAGGUGAUACCACCGACUAAAGUAUUUCUAGACGUUUUUUUAUUAUUAUGCGUGGGAUUUCCCAUACUGUUCUUAUUCCUCUGGGCACAACCCUACGAGAGAGGGUUCUUUUGCAACGAUGAAAGUCUUAUGCAUCCCUAUCACGAAUCAACGGUACCAAGUAUUUAUCUUUACAUCGUUGGACUUGGAAUGAAUUGUAUUGUGAUGAUCCUGACGGAAUUUUUAACGCAUCCAAGAGAUACGCAAGUGAAGUGUUUUGGAAGAACGAUACCGUCGUGGGCUUGGAAAUCUUAUUGCGUGAUCGGAGUGUUUGGUUUUGGUGCGGCUUGUUCGCAAUUAACUACUGAUGUUAUGAAAUAUACGGUUGGAAGACUGAGGCCUCACUUUCUUACGGUUUGUCGGCCGGAUAUUGAUUGUACCCUUGCCGCUAACCAACAUAAAUUUCAUGAGUACUUUAAGUGCAGCAACAGCGAUUUUAUGAAUAAUAGGAGAAUUAUGAAAGAAAUGAGAUUGUCUUUUCCAUCGGGACAUUCAUCAUUUUCAAUGUACACGAUGGUUUAUUUCGCAAUUUACCUUCAAUCACGUAUGACGUGGAACGGUUCAAAAUUGUUAAGACACGCCCUGCAAUUUAUCGCCGUUCUGGCAGCUAUUUUUACUGGUAUGACUAGAAUAUCGGACUAUAAACAUCACUGGAGCGACGUUUUGGCCGGGUUUUCAAUCGGGGCUGUCGUUGCGAUUGUUGUGGCUAAAUACGUCUCGGAUCUUUUCCCGGCUAUACAACCCGAGGAUGAUCAUCAUCCUACGGAAAUGAAUCAUUUAAACGGCCGUAACGGACACGCACAGUCGCACGUAUAGUAAUUACUGAUACUGCCAAAAUCAUUUUCUCAAGCUCCAUUCUAAUUUCCAAUUCUUUUUUAAAAAAUUAUGUAAAUAUUGAGUUUUUAUAUUUAUUAACAAAAAAAAUGAAAUGUAAGAAAAUUUCCAAGUAUUAUUUUAUUAGUUGAUAAGUAGUGUGUAACUUGCAAGCAAUAAGUUGUACCUUAAAUAACUAUUCGUUAAAAUUCUGUUUCUGUGAUAUCUAAAUUUUGUUUAAUUUUCUUAAAUCCCUAAUAUAUUAAGGAAUAUAAUAGUAUUUGGAAUACAUUUAAUUUAGUUUAUUAUUGUUUCUAUUAUAUUUUGUUUCGCAAUUUAUUGAUUAAAAGUCAAUAUACGGUAACUAGAAAAAGAUAUAAAAAUAUUUAUAGCAAAUACAGGGUGAUAACUAUCUUUGUGAAUCGAAAACCUUUGAAAACAUUAUAAUGAAAACCAAUUUUACAACCUUUCUAAGACACUUUGGUAGCUAUUUAUGACUUUGAUCACCAAUCAAAGUAUUAGAGUAGUCAUAUGAGAUACAUUGUCAGAGCAACUUAAUAUAUUAUAAGCUUUUUUCUUGCAAUAAUGUAACUUAAGGAAAUUGAAACUAUGUUCUUGACUGAUGAUUUGCUUGUUUUGUAGAAACUAAUAAAUAUUAUAAAUAUAUUUAUGAUCAGCAUUA
Onthophagus taurus is the source of this 1713-nucleotide messenger RNA. Its product is annotated as putative phosphatidate phosphatase. The record is from RefSeq and is a predicted model, not a curated record. Gene Ontology annotation, molecular function: phosphatidate phosphatase activity. Gene Ontology annotation, biological process: signal transduction; phospholipid metabolic process; phospholipid dephosphorylation. Lineage: Eukaryota; Metazoa; Arthropoda; Insecta; Coleoptera; Scarabaeidae. Gene Ontology annotation, cellular component: plasma membrane.